Messenger RNA from Blepharisma stoltei, 657 nucleotides. NCBI's taxonomy places the organism in Eukaryota, Ciliophora, Heterotrichea, Heterotrichida, Blepharismidae. The record is from the annotation of a GenBank genome assembly.
AUGAGAAGUGACAGCAAAAUCACUGAGAUGUGGUCAGAUGAAGAAGACGCUAAGUACUAUGAUGAUUAUAUAGAAAAUUAUAAACCUAGUGCUGAGGAUUGUUAUGGUAGUGAUUAUGGUAAUUAUGAAAACUAUGAAGAUUACGAAGAUUAUGAACAUUAUGAAGAUUAUAAAGAUUAUGAAGAUUAUGAAGACUGUGAGUAUUGCGAAUCAGAAAAAGAAAUUUGUGCGAAAUACGCAUGGGCAUUGCAUCAAGAGAAAGAGGCGUUAGAUGAUGGAAGCCAUUCUAAGGUUUGUGAAAGUGUGAUGACUAGUGAAAAUAGAGUAAACAGAGAUGGAGGUAAAGAUAGAACUGAAGACUGUAUUGAUGAAGUGGUAACUAGAGAGAAGCGUAUUCACAAAAAAUUGCCCGCGAGAAAAUGGAGAAAUGGGAAAAAUGGCGGUAGAUUUGACGAGCCAUUGAAGGAGGAAGUCGUUAACAUGUUGAGGCUAUUUGAAAUUAAGAACGGAGUUUUUUGCAGGGAAAUUGAAGAAAUUUGAAGAAACGUGAAGGAAGUGGAAAAGAUUGAAGAAAAGGAAGAAGGUUGAAGAAAAUUUGUGUUUUUGAAAAUAGUUGAAGAUGAUGGAGAUAAUUGGUCCUGUAACCGUAAUAAAUAA